This is a messenger RNA of Branchiostoma belcheri (Belcher's lancelet), 2156 nucleotides long. Its product is annotated as fibrillin-1-like. The annotation marks the transcript as partial. The record is from RefSeq and is a predicted model, not a curated record. The transcript has 16 exons. Gene Ontology annotation, molecular function: calcium ion binding. NCBI's taxonomy places the organism in Eukaryota, Metazoa, Chordata, Leptocardii, Amphioxiformes, Branchiostomatidae.
AUGUGAAUGAGUGCGUGCAGGGACAGUUAUGUGAACAGCCCCAUAACUGUGAGAACACCCGGGGUAGCUACACAUGUGGCUGUGAUCCUGGGUACACACUGGACAGCAAUGGCCUCAACUGUACUGAUAUUGACGAGUGCAACCUGGACACAGAUGACUGUGCAGAUGAGGCAACAUGUACCAACACAGAGGGCGGCUUCACUUGUACCUGUAAUACUGGGUAUACUGGCAAUGGUACCCACUGUGCAGAUGUUGAUGAAUGUACGCUGAGUGCCUCCUGUGAUAGCAAUGCAGUAUGCAACAACACUAUCGGAUCCUACACAUGUGCAUGCAAGACUGGCUAUGAAGGUAGUGGGCGCCAAUGUGAGGACAGAGAUGAGUGUGUGGACCCUGACACCUGCCACACAAAUGCACGGUGUACCAACUCCAUCGGCUCCUACAGCUGCAGCUGUAACCCUGGUUACCGUGGUGACGGGACAGUCUGCACCAAUGUGGAUGAGUGUGCAGAGUUACUGGACAACUGCCGUCGGGGGCUGGGGAUCUGUACAGACAACCCUGGGUCAUACAGCUGCGCGUGUAGGGAUGGAUAUGUGGGGGAUGGGAUCACGUGCCAAGAUCUUGACGAGUGUUCGGAUGAUGCUCUGAACAGCUGCACCGAGAACGCGGAUUGCACCAAUACGGAGGGCUCUUAUAACUGUCUGUGUACUGAAGGGUAUGAAGGGAACGGUACAGUCAGUUGCACAGAUGUGAACGAGUGUACAAGGGCUGUAGAUAACUGUGCAGAAAAUGCAACUUGCACCAACACCCCAGGAUCUUACACUUGUAGGUGUGACCAAGGAUUUGCUGGAAACGGGAUACAGUGUGAAGAUGUCGAUGAAUGUCUAAGGGGUGAAGAUGACUGUGACAUUGACACAAAGGCCGUCUGUACAAACCUGAUUGGAAGCUUCAGUUGUGCAUGCUACAAUGGGUACCAAGGGGAUGGUAGGCACUGCACAGAUAUAGAUGAGUGCCUGACUGUCAAUGGCAAUUGCGCUGCCAACUGCAACAACACAGAGGGAAGUUAUUUCUGUACCUGUGGGAGUGGAUACAGGCUGGCUGUAGAUGGUUUCAACUGUGAUGAUGUCAAUGAAUGUGUGGAACAACUGGAUGACUGUGAACAAGUCUGCACCAACACAGACGGUGGAUUCAACUGCUCCUGCGCUCCUGGAUUCACUCAAGUUGGCGACUCCUGUCGAGCUUCUGAAAACUGCACCAGGACUGUUUGCACAAAUGCAGAUUGCUUUGUGCAGAAUGGGACUGAGAGGUGCCUGUGCUUUUCUGGCUACAACGUCACCAACAAUGCUACAGUUUGCACUGACAUCGAUGAAUGUUCAAGUGUCACCCUGAAUGCCUGUGACCAGUUGUGCAACAACACAGACGGAGGUUACACGUGUGGUUGCAGAAGUGGCUACAUGCUUGGUGCUGAUGGUCGAACAUGUACUGAUGUUGACGAGUGUGCAGACAAUAGUCUGAAUGACUGUGACCCCAACGCCCUAUGCAACAACAACGAUGGAGGAUUCACCUGUAGCUGCAGGCAGGGCUAUACUGGCAAUGGAACAUUCUGCGAAGACAUCGAUGAGUGCACAUUUGGCAGUCAGACACAGAACUGCAGUGAGGAUGCCCGGUGUGUCAACUUCGACGGCGGGUUCAACUGCACCUGUCAGGACGGGUAUACUGGAGAUGGCUUCUUCUGUGCCGAUGUGGAUGAGUGUUCCGAUGGUUUCUUCAAACUGCCAUUGAGCAAGCAAUAUGUACAAAUGUCAUCGGCAGCUUUGAAUGUACCUGCAAACCUGGGUACAACGGCACUGGAACAGUAUGUGAAGACAUCGAUGAAUGUAGAAAUGGAACGAGCCAGUGUGAUGGGAAUGCAACUUGCACCAACAACGUUGGAUCCUACACCUGUACAUGUAAUGAUGGUUACACUGGUACAGGGAGAGCAUGUACAGUCUGGUUACUUCGGGAGUGACUGUGUGGAUGUUCUUGAGUGUGAGGGCGAUAUUGACAACUGUGACGACAACGCAGACUGUACGAACACACCUGGCUCCUUCAACUGCACCUGUCAUUCGGGUUACCAUGGAAAUGGAACUGUCUGUACAGGUGAGACAAGUUUUCAAUAG